Molecule: messenger RNA, 4179 nt
Organism: Annulohypoxylon truncatum
Lineage: Eukaryota; Fungi; Ascomycota; Sordariomycetes; Xylariales; Hypoxylaceae
Product: T-complex protein 11-domain-containing protein
Exons: 1
Coding region: 751-3798 (1015 amino acids)
Source: RefSeq, a predicted model, not a curated record
GGCAGCUAGGCCUGUUAGUCCGGUUCAGAGUUUGUGUGGCCCUGAAGCAAAGCAUCCCUAAAUGUACAUACCUACAAUUUAAUGUUUCACUGAGGUGGGCUACACCUGAGACGCGAUUUGCCCGGCGGCUGGCCUCACAAUUGCAAUCCUUCCGUCAUCUGUCAUAAUUGCAUUGAGUGCAUUUGACGUUUCCAGCCCAACUUGGAAAGUUUAUUACCUUAGCCAACCUUCUUUUCUUACUACUUCGUUUACAAUUCCAUUUUAUUCUUCCCUUUCUGUCUGUUCGACUCGGAAUCCUGCAGUGCGAAUUCUGCAACUUCCCGUCUUCGUUGCGACUCGUUUUUCUAUUGUAUUUUCUUCCAUCUCAUCUCAUUCCGCUUCCUCUUCUUUUUCUUCUUAGAAUUCGUAUUUCCCCCCCCUGCGCUUCUUGCGGCCGCAGCGACCAUUUUUCAAUCCUAUUCGUUCCCACUUUACCUACCGUAGUGUACCGUGGAAGUGCGUCACUUGUUGUUGGUCCGAGCCGUGGUUGGAGAAACGCCGCGCCAAACGGAUAGUGACAAGAAUACAAGACUCGAUUAUCUCACGAAUUAUACAAAGACACACCGCGAUCUAGGCGUAUCAAGCUCCCUGUUGCAGAAAAAAGAGCAGGUCACUCUGUUGGGUUGCGCCAUUUCUCUGAUUUCUUACCUGCAUUAGAAUUGGCUUAGAUCAGUACGUUUAUAACGUACGCCCCAGUCCGACUCAGUCACAAUGCGUCGCGUUUCCGCAGACCUAUCUGACCCCUCUCGAAACAUCGAAGAAUCCGUGGGCACUCCGGACCCGUCAGCUAUAGAUGCCGAUCUAGAUAUGGCUCUGAUGACGCCAGAGGAGGACAGCACCAGAAUAUACACACCACCUCCGCACAUUGCCGCACGAUUUUACCGGCCUACCCAAAACCGUCGAAAAGAUUCGGCUGCCUCGUCGCGUCGAAAUUCCAUCUCUUCUGCACAGUCGCGCUCCUCCCAUGGCUUCGUCCACAAUGUCGGCCCCCAGAGCAAGUAUAUUGCUCAGCAAAUGCGACGUGCUUCUAUUUUGGAGGAUCGGAAGGCGCGCUUGGCCGACAGGGCGGCGCACGCGGAAAAAGUGCGCCUAAGAGCGGCCCUAGCGAAGGCGGCUCACCAGAAGAGUUCGAACCUCGAAGAACGUGCGUUGGCUGCAGCACAGGCCAGAGAGAAAAAUCUUGCUGAAAUCGUCGCUGCGUGCGCCGAGGAGGUAAAGCGGGCUAAGGCAGUGGCCGAAAGUAUGAAAGAAAAGAGGGAGCACGAAUUGCGUAAGCUCAAGGCUCAUAUGGAGGAACGAUUAGCCGAGGCUGAGAAGAGGAGGGAAGAACUACGCAGUCGUCAUGCUGCUAGACGAUCUAGAGGCCAAAGCAUCAUGACCAAGAAGUCUGAUACGAGCAGUUUGCCUGAGGAGGACGAGCACGAAUCUUCAAGCAUGAGUGAUGUCGUUCUCAUGAGUGAGGAUGUUGCAGUGUCCAAGAUCCAAUGGUGGUGGAGAGGAGUAUUGAGGAGGAAGGCUGUGCACCAAUUCUCCGAGCUGGGUUUGAACAUUGACAGUGUUCGGGAUACCUCUUUUGAGCAAGUGACUGAACUCCUUGCGCAAGAGAAAGUCCUUGUGCUCACGGCGAGGGUGUUGAACAUCUGUGGCUUGCAAGAGGGUGAGGCAGGGUCAGUGAAUGAGAUGACCGCUGUCCGAACCUUCCUAAGCGCCUUCUUAAUCCUGGGCCACCCUACCCAGGUUCUUAGCAAUAAGGAUCACAGGGGAGAGCAGGAGCAGGUUGGAUCCUCUCAAGGGCAACCCAUACCUCAUGAUGACCUGGCUAAUCCACAGUUACAGGAUCUCGUCGCCAAGGCAAGGGACUUGCUUAUCUCGUUCGAGAACAUCCUCUCCCGACUAACUUCCAUGAACAACUAUACUACUCCACCAGCAUUACAAGGAGCUUUACCAGAGUCGUAUGCGACGUUCCACAAUGCUUUCAUAGCGUGGAAGGCGCGCGAUUCGAAUGCGUUGGUCGAAGUGAUGCUCUUGCAAUUCGUAGAGCUUGACGCAAUCCUUCAAAGCGUAAAGGAUCGCACCGAAGAGGUUGUUGCCGAGUCUUAUCGAGAGAGCAUCAAGGACAAUCAACUUAUGCUGAUGGUCCGGAUCAAGAGACUUGCCGGUGCCGAGCAGGGCAAGAGGAUGAUUUUCGAGGCUGUCAAACAGGCCAGGAAAGCCAGGGCCGCGAAGAAGCCUGCGGGUGACAUGAGACCAAGAGUUGCAGAGCAUUCUUUAAAUAAUGCCAACCCGGUUGGGGACAACGCAACAGCAGAACAUGUUGUUUCUUCGCAACUCCAGACGCUCACGCCUCCGCCGACCCCACUGAGGGAGAGGGAGUCGAAGCAAAGCGUACUUCAACCAAGCUAUCCCCCGAUACUUCCGGAUAACCGGAUCAUUGUUCACGAAUUGGCCAUUAAUCGCGAAUACCGUAUCGAGUAUCAGCAUUUUCAAGAGCAACAUAAGCUUCGUAUGAUUCCCCUUUUCGAGGACUUAAGAACCAACCCUGGGAAUGAGGAGAAAGAGUUCCAUUACCUCAUUAUAAUGGCCAAUUACAUCAGGGAUAGACUUCAGCAUCUGGUUCAACCCGGCACGCCCAUGCAUACGUUCAUUGGAGAAAUGCUCGACACUGAAGUUGCUCAGCGACAAUUCUUAGCGGGCAGCUUCUCGUACCAGCAGUUCUUCUCGUCGAUUGGAUCUCUCCUUCCUAAGCUUUGCGCACCGGUUCGCGACGACGAAGUAAAGGACCUGGUGGAUAAUAAACUUAGCCAAGGUGAUGUCGUUGAUCGCCUCGAAGCGCUACUCUCGUUCAUUGACACUAUGCUCUACGACUACGCAAAUUACAUGUUGCAAGUCGCAGCACCAAGUCUCGUAGAGCACGCCUCUGCAUAUGAAACAAAAAGAUUUGCCGAGGACUUGGACAGCGGCACUAUCACGUUGUCUCAUGCGGAAGCUUCGUGGCGAAACGCACGCAAUAAGGUACACGCGGAAGUGGCUCGCCGUGAUCCCGAAGGAAUCAACCAUCCGCGCUCGCGGCCCACUCCGGACAAGAUCUAUUGGCAGAUGUUGUUAGACGAGUUUACACAGCCAUCACCCUCAGAAGAUACUAUACCGGAACCACUUGCUCUUGACGCAAAACGCCGUGCACGUCUCGGCUGUCAGACAAUACGUAUUGUCACUGCCGGUGCUAUUCUCCUGCAAUGCAAGAACUUGCUUAAGCGCGAUGUCCGGGCCCCUUGGAAGACAGAAGCUGGGCGUAUAUUUACUGUUCUUGAGUCCAUGGAUGACGAAUCGAAGCCACUUCCUCAGUCUACUGCUAUUCAUGGUAUCAUGGCAGCGCUAGAAGCUGGACGGUCGAUGCCUGCGGCUACGAAGGCGCACCUACAGGCCCUUGUAACCAAGGUGCUUGCCGCUAGUAUAGAUGCGAGGCGUGAAAACAUAGACCCGAGAGAGCCUGUAUUGAGAUUGCUCUUGACGCGGAUGAGGGGCCAUAUUCUAGCCAGAAUACAAGCAGGUUCUGCAAGUGAGAAGGUUAAGGCGACUAGUACAGCUGGAGAGAAGCUUGCGAGUCUGGGGCUACCUGAGUUUGUUGAGAAGAUACGAGAAAUAGUUGAUGAAAUUGUCAGGGUGGGAGCCGUAGAUCGGGAAGCUCAUGGAGUAUGGUGGGAAGAGGUCGCCGAAAAGGUGAACAAGGAAGACUCUGCCGCUACUUCGGGGUCCUCAUAAACGUGGAGGGUGUCAGUGGUCAGGGCAUGAUUAUAUUUCAACACUACUAGAACGUCGGGUACACAUUAUGAAGGGGUAUCGGUUUAUUUCUGGGACGAGGCGUUUUUUUCAAGUGGGCAUUUCACAUGUGUGAAGACGAAGGAUGGAUUGUAUUUUUUGGAACAGGCCGGAUGCCUUGUUUGGAAGGAUACCUUUUGCAUCAGCGCAUAUUCGGGUUCGUUAUGGUUGCUUCGUAUUGCUUGGAGGUUAGCUAUCCUACACGUACAGUUGUAACCGGUCUGGGAGAAUAUAUGCUAUUUCGGUAGCGAAGAGUAUUCGUGAGACGCACACACUCAAUUCAGAACGCAAGAUACACAUGAAUAAUGCCUCCUAUUUUUUUAA